UGGAGCGAGGCUUCCCUGUGGCACUGCCCUGCUUUGCUGCCAGGCGGGCUGAGGGCGCAGGGAGCAGUGCCUUUCCCUUCUCUCGGUGAGGCUCUGUCCUCCUGUUUCCCUGCGGUUUUGGCUGAGGACAGCUUCACACUUCAUGGAAUGUCACCACCAUCUUCAGAUCCUGCCUCAGCUUUUCAGUCAGCCUGACAGUAAGAGUAGCUGCUCUCCCUCAGAUCGGUGUUGUUCCCAGCUUUAAUGAGGAGGCUCUUCAGGACGACUUCCAGGUUGUUACUGAAAAUUGCAAAUACUGCUGCCGAGCUCUGGGGUUUAGUUGCCUGUUCAGACAGAAAAGACAGGGAUAGCCAUUCCCUGACUGAUGUUCCCUUCAGCUUAGCAGGAGCUCAGGUUUCAGGUUCAGGUGCUGUGAUUAUUGGCACGUAAAGGUCCGAUUUCUCCCACACAAGUGAAAUCCUCUUGUACAGAGGGCGUUGUGUUCAUUUCCGAUGAUUUAUAACCAGUAGUUCUUUCUUAACUGGCAGUUCUGUGUUAACUGCUGCUUUUCUCUUUAUCCUCUCCCCUGAAGGGAGAAGUCUUUUGCAAGCACUCUGUCCCAUUAGCUUUUAAGAUGCCUGAGAAGAUUUAACUUAGGCUUAAUACAGCAAAUUGUUCCCACAGAGGGAGUCAUCCUCAAACAGCAAGCAGGGCACCGGAGCAUUGUAGCGUGUGUUUUACAACAUCUCUGCCACAAAAAAACCCCAAUAAACAUUAUGAAAGCCUCGGACUCAGGUUUUCUUUUCUAUGGUUGCAAAAGGACAAUAUUUUUUUUCUCAUUUUUUUAAAAAAUUGAGCUUUCCCUUGAGCUGUAGCUUUUGGAAUUUUCUGAUGAAGUGAUAGUCUUGGCUGGCAUUUUAAAAAACCCUGCUUUUCAUGACUGCUGAAAAACAUUGAAAUGUGUUUUCCUUUAAGGGUGCUGCUUCAGGGCAGUCAACAGCAUACCAUGAAUAGCACCAGACACCAGUCUCUGUUCUUUGUCAGUCUGCCUGAGCUGCAAAAACUCUGUGCUGCUACAGUAACACUGAGUUCUCAGAUACCAGAAACUGAGGCAAGGAGCACACAGAUAAAGACUUGCAGGCAAUUAUUAUUCCUGUAUCAAGAGAUCCUUUCUGCACCUGUUAUGGGGACACUGGAUCAAAUUUCGGUUGUGAUGCCGAUACCAUUUUAUGAAUCAGGAAUAUGUCAAGCCUAUGUAGAGAGACACGGAGCUACUCUGGAAGCACCGCAAACAGUUACUCCAGCCCUUCUCCAAACCUGUCUCUCCUACACACUCACAGCCAGGCUUGCACCCAGAUGGAACAAGGCUGGUCAUCUCUUGGUGCAAGGGAAAGACUUUUUGUCUCAUUCAGGAAGGCAAAAUGCUGUUGUUAUAGACCUGAAUGUGUCAGAGAGACAGCUUUGCAUCAGUGUGGAGCCUUGCUCAGUUCGGCUGCCACCCCCCGAGCUGGCAGAUUUUGAUAUUCCAGCAAACACCGUAAAGCUGUUUGACAGCAAUGAAAACACAGUUAUUCAGCAACAUUCCAUAUUAAGUAACUGGUGCUAUGUUUUGCCAAGCAUGAAGAUGGGUCAGAUCAUAAACAUCAGCCACAUAAUUCCUCCAGAAUCCCCUUUCCGUUCAUAUAAGGAUUUUCAGAUGCACUGGAAGAGUCUGUAUGGAUAUAUUCUUCCUGAGGAUCUUGAAGAGACAAAAAUAUACUUGAGUGUUUACUUCAAACCAAUAGGGGAAAGGUUCUUCACGUACCCUUUAAGUUGCAUCCGAAGUCAGCCAGUGCAGUAUUUCCCCAGAACAGAUGCAGAAAGUGUAGUGAACUCUUUUCUUUCUGACAUGAAGAGCAAUUUUUCACAGCUGUGUGGAUUUCCAGUAAAGAUGACAAGUAAAGCACUUUAUGCCACAAAGGAACUCGCCAGGGCUUCAGUGCAUGAAAUAAAACCUAAGCAUACGAAAUUGGACGGUGAGAUGGUUUGUGUAGUAUCUCUAUCGGAGGCUCCUCCAAGAAAACCUAAUUUGCCUGGAAUUCCUUCAACGUGCAGUACGGGAAACAGCCACUGGAUGGAGCGUUUGAUCAAAGAGCCAGGAACACACAGUUUUUCGAGCAGCAUCAAGACUCCAGGAGGGGUUAGCAUUGAAGCAACAGAGAAAGCAAUGAGCAAUAAGCAAAUACCAGGCGUACCAGAGUUACCAGAUGCAAAAUCUUUAGGAACAUCUGUAAACUCAGCCCUUGAAUCCACGCUCCCAAAAGUCAGCAAAAUUAUACCAAUUUUCAAAGGAAAGUUGAUGCAAAUGAAUGGAAAGAUCACAAAUCAAACAGAUAGGAAGAAAAAGGAAAAUGCUGAAAGGCAUUCACUAAUAAAAAGUGUGGGUGUUUCAUCUUCUUUGCUGUCUGUGCACAAAUCCAGCAUAACUCAGGUUUUCAAACACAUUCAAAAUAUGCCAGUCAAAACUCCUACUGACAGCAGCGUGCUUCAGGUAAAGAGCAUGAAAACACACACAAAACAUGGUACACCCAUAUUCCGAUGGAAAACCCAGUCUAGUGGACAAAUUACUAACUCUGAUUUUUCUGAAAACUCAGCUUCAGGUGGGAGUCCAAGUGAAGUCAAUCACAAAAAGGCAAAUUCUCCAUUCGUUCUUAAGAAUGUUGGGCCAGUGCUUCAGAAAUCAAACACCAGUCCAUGUCUGAACACACAUGAAUCUUCUACUUCCAGUGCAAGAAGGGGGAAAAAGUUUACAGGUCAAAAUACUGCUCAAUUUCUUGAGAAACAACACCAGUCAAUGGAAGUGCAUUUGCAGAUUUGUAAAUCAGACAACGAAAUGACAAAUUCCAGUUUGUCACUGCAACAAACAAAGAGAUCAAAUAAAGGAGCUGGGUUAAAUAUUAAUGAAUCUGUCUUCAAAGAUACAGUGUGCGUGGCCAAAAGUGAAGAAAACAAAGCAGCAUGCCACUCUCAGGACUGUACUGCUGAGAAGCCUAACUUUGAACAGAUGAUUACAGAGAACAAGUAUCUGACAUGUGAAACACUGACCUCAAAACCGACUUUGCCAGUCAAGGAGAGCAACAUGGAAGCAUCUGUAAAGAAAACUUGUGCCAGAAGAAGACAGCAGAAAGAAGAAGGUUAUUCAAAGUUAAAGAGAGUCAAAAGAAGUAAAACUUCUACUUAAAGUGUUCUGGAGCAUUGAAAGAAAACUGGGUUUCCAAGGGGGCAGUAACAUACUUGAGAAUCUCUGAACUUUCUGUAUUUUGCUCUUUGUCAUUGGUAGCUGUUUCUGGAAGAAAAUUUGAGGGUUAAAUACAGUCAAGUGAAUCCAUGUAUCAUCAACUUCUUCAGACAGUUCAGGUUAAUAAGCCUGUAAUGCAUUUGAAAAUUUAACUAAAUUGUUUGGUUUUUUAAUCACAUUUUGUAUGUCCUGCUACUUGUUAACACAGUUAAUAAUUGUUCCAAAUUAUAUUAUUGUUUCUAGUUGGGUUUUAAGAUAAAAUAUAUCAUUCUUUGUUACAGUGUCUGGGCCAGUUUGAUUAAUCAGUAAAACAUUCCCAAAUAAGUUUUCCUUGUCAAGUCAAAUGAUUAAAAAAGAAAUAAUUUUAUUCCUACAGGAAUAAUUUAAAGGCUGGAUUUGACUCAAUUUUUGUUGAAUUUCUUGAUGACUUUUCAGAUAUGAAACUGCUCUGUAAAAUAUUUUUUUAAGUUUGAUUGACAACCCCAUUCUUCAGGAGUUCAUAGAGAACUUGUAGUUGCCCUUUCAGUAAUUUUAUUACUGUAAGUGUGACUUCAGUGACCUACUUCAACAUCCAGAUACAAAUAUAUACACAUAUAUAGGAUUGUUGCCUCAUAAUCACUUCUUUGAAGUGAAUAUUGUUAUGUUAACUGGAAAAUAAGAAUCAAAUGUCACACUAGCUCCUAAACCCAAAUCUUACAGAACUGUCGUUUAACACUUCUUUUGGACAUACACUUGCAAAUCUUUUUUUCUAAAGGGCUUGAUACAAUGGGACUUUAUGCCCUUCAUGAAUUUGGUUUUUUUAUGUUUAUGUUGCAAUAGUUGUAUUUCUCUUCACUUCAUUUUUCCAAGUUGGAUUUUGUCCUACUACUAUGACAACUUUUGUUGGUUUUUUGUUUUGUUUGGGUUUUUUUGUGGAAUGGUGACUGUCAACAUAGCUCUAAUUUCAUGGUGCCAGUGUUUAAAAAGGAAGUGAGCUCUUCAGCAAUGUAAUUUUCUCAUACAUAAUACAAAAAAAACCCCACAAAACAGCAAGCCAAGACAAAUAAUAAAAGAAGUUAGUGCAAUAUGCAGCAAGAAAUUAAAUUAUAUUUACAUUUUGUCUGGAAGCUGGUAUACAAGGCUACUUUUCAAAUGCUGCAGUUUAGUUACCUUUCUUAAGUUUGACUGUAUGUAACUGAUCUUUCUCCUGUCUUACAGGGAAAAGCCUGUAGAUUAUUUGCAUUUCUGCCAUGCUAUAUAAAUUAGUGUUUUGCCUGAUCUGUUUCCUAUUGUUGGUUGUAAAAUGCUGCUGGUUGCCAACAUUUUUCUUGAAUUAUCACAGAAGUAAUUUUGCACUAUUUUGCAUUUUUAAAUGUUUAUAUCAUUUUGUGUUAUCUCUUAUAAAACUCAAAAUACAGAAAAAUUUAUUUACACCUCA
Passer domesticus (house sparrow) is the source of this 4673-nucleotide messenger RNA. RefSeq names its product chromosome 1 C18orf63 homolog (gene C1H18orf63). Lineage: Eukaryota; Metazoa; Chordata; Aves; Passeriformes; Passeridae. The transcript has 16 exons. The coding region runs from base 938 to 3199 and encodes 753 amino acids. The record is from RefSeq and is a predicted model, not a curated record.